Messenger RNA from Dibothriocephalus latus, 507 nucleotides. Lineage: Eukaryota; Metazoa; Platyhelminthes; Cestoda; Diphyllobothriidea; Diphyllobothriidae. The record is from the annotation of a GenBank genome assembly.
AUGGCUGACGACCCCAGAGAGGCCAAUGAGAUCCGUCGGCACACCUUUGCCAAUCACAUCGAUCCAGUGAUGCUGAAACGCCUGUUGCGCAUAAUUUUUGCCCCCUGUGGGGCGGCCUGCGCGCGACGUCGCCAACAGAGCAGUGAGGCUUCUUGUUCUGGCCAUGUGGUAGCCCUGGAUCCCCAGUACAUCGCUGAUGAGUUAGACAUCAAACCGGAGAGUCUGGCAACUAUCCUCUCCUACCUGCAUCUGCAAACUGGCUGCGAGCGCAGCCUCACUAUUCUUCCCGCCUAUCCGAAGUCCGUCACUUUAAGAUGUUACGGUGGAUCCAAUGAACUGGCUCGUAUUUCCAACCGAUGUUUGGCUGUCUCUGCCUGGCUCGGCUUGCUCUCCUCGACGGAGGCCAAUUUCUCGGUCAACCUGCCCACUCUGCAUGAGGUACAGAUAGAUCUUGUUGUACUGUGCAAUGCCUGGGGCUGGCGUCCGGAUGUGGUGCGCAAUGAGCUC